Camelus dromedarius (Arabian camel) is the source of this 7162-nucleotide messenger RNA. It is a transcript of the gene LONRF3, whose product is annotated as LON peptidase N-terminal domain and ring finger 3. Lineage: Eukaryota; Metazoa; Chordata; Mammalia; Artiodactyla; Camelidae. The transcript is spliced from 12 exons. Gene Ontology annotation, molecular function: protein binding; metal ion binding; ubiquitin protein ligase activity. The record is from RefSeq and is a predicted model, not a curated record. Bases 149 to 2488 code for a protein of 779 amino acids.
GCGGCCGGCAUGGAGCUCGCGGAGGCGCGACUGGGACCGGCGCACGGCAUAGCGGCGGCCGUGACAGCCCUGAUUCCCUCCAGCCGCUGUUCCCUGCUCCACGUUCCCGGACCCUAGACGCCUCUUCCUCGCGCGUGUCCCUCUCCCUAUGGAUUCCUUUCAGACUGGACAGAUGCUGAGCUUGCCGGCUGAGCUCGGCAGCAAUAACUUAGAUCUGGCAGAGCCGGAUGCAUCAGCGGCCCGCGGAAACAAGGGUCCCCACCCGGAGGCGGCUACAGAAGGCCCCGCACCUCUACUGACGCGGCCGCCGGAGCAAGAGCAGCCUCCAAGGGCUUCGACGCCGGAGUGCAAAGUCCUGCUCACGCAGGCCGACGCCCUGGCGUCUGGGGGGCGCCUCCGGGAAGCCCUCGAGGUGUACCGACAGCUCUCGGAGCGGCAGCAGCUGGUGGCCGAGCAGCUGGAGCAGCUGGUGCGCUGCCUGGCCGAGAACGUCCCGCAAGGGGAGGCGCCGGCGCCCACGGACGGGAGCCGCGCGGUUGCGGCGGAAGAGGCAGGGGCGGCGACGGCCGCCGAGACCACCGAGGUGUGGGACGGCUUCAAGUGCCGGAAGUGCCAUGGAUUUCUCUCAGACCCCGUGUCCUUGUCCUGCGGCCACACCUUUUGUAAACUGUGCCUGGAACGCGGACGGGCAGCCGACCGGCGCUGUGCGCUGUGCGGGGUCAAGCUUUCCGCGUUGAUGGUGGCCACCGGACGGGCGCGCGGGGCCCGGCGGGCUGGGCAGCAGGCGCCGCCGCCGCUACGGGUCAACGUGGUGCUCAGCGGCCUCCUCGGCAAGUUGUUCCCGGGCCCCGCACGGGCGUCGCAACUCCGGCACGAGGGCAACCGGCUGUACCGCGAGCGCCAGGUGGAGGCGGCGCUGCUCAAGUACAACGAGGCAGUUAGGCUGGCUCCAAAUGACCACUUGCUUUACAGCAACCGGUCUCAAAUUUAUUUCACCUUGGAGUCUCAUGAGGAUGCACUGCAUGAUGCAGAAAUAGCAUGUAAGCUCCGCCCCAUGGGGUUUAAGGCACACUUCAGAAAAGCCCAAGCCUUAGCCACCCUGGGCAAGGUGGAGGAAGCACUAAGGGAGUUUCUCUAUUGUGUGUCCCUCGAUGGAAAGAACAAAAGAGCAAGGUCUGAAUCCCAAAGGCUUCUCCUUAGUUUCUUUUCACCAUCAGUCCCGGGGGAUUCUCAGGAACAUUCUCCUGAUAUCCUGAAGCUGUUGGCACCUCACCCUAGAUUAAAGGAACACGUAGAGUCAAUGGCUACUGAAGGCAUCCGCCAUAAUCUACCGAACUUGUCACAGGAAACGCUGGAGCUCCCACACUGUUCCAGUCAGGAGGCAGCGGCAGCCAGGGGAGGCCAGGGAGGAGCAGAGGAGGGGAGGGGGAACGCUGCCUCCAGCAAGACUGGCAAAUGCCAGGAGAAGAAAAGGAAGCACUGUCAGACUGAAGCCCAAGACCCAGAGGUGCCUAAGAAAGCCUCCAAGCCAGAUCCUCCCACUGAUCCAGGGGCCAAACCUGCUCUCAGUGUUCCGCUCGCAUCUUUUGACGCCUCCGACCUUGAAUGCUCCCUCUGUAUGAGAUUAUUCUAUGAGCCAGUCACAACACCUUGUGGACACACCUUUUGCUUAAAAUGCCUUGAAAGAUGCCUAGAUCACAAUGCGAAGUGUCCACUGUGCAAAGAUGGCCUUUCACAGUGCUUGGCAUCAAGAAAGUACAGCAAAAAUGUCAUAAUGGAAGAGCUAAUAGCUAAAUUCCUUCCAGAAGAACUCAAGGAACGAAGGAGGCUUUAUGAAGAGGAAAUGGAAGAACUUUCUAACUUAAAUAAGAACGUGCCUAUUUUUGUGUGUACCAUGGCCUAUCCCACGGUUCCCUGUCCCCUGCACAUCUUUGAACCUUGUUACCGGCUGAUGAUUCGUAGGUGCAUUGAGACAGGCACAAGGCAGUUUGGCAUGUGCCUUGGAGAUCCUGUCAAAGGGUUUGCGGAAUAUGGCUGCAUCCUAGAGAUCAGAAAUGUUCAGUUCUUUGCCGAUGGCCGCUCGGUGGUUGACAGCAUAGGCAAGAGGCGCUUCAAGGUCCUCCAUCAGGGCCAGCGGGAUGGUUACAACACAGCUGACAUCGAAUACAUUGAAGACCAAAAGGUUCAAGGAGAGGAUUGUGCUGAGCUCAUGGGAUUACAUAACUGUGUCUAUGAGCAAGCGUCAUCAUGGUUUCAUUCACUCAAAUCAUCUCUGAAGAAUCGGAUACUCAAUCAUUUUGGCCCAAUGCCAGAAAAGGAUGCUGAUCCCCAGAUCAACCCGAAUGGUCCAGCCUGGUGCUGGUGGACGUUAGCGGUUCUUCCAUUGGAAAGCCGAGCUCAGCUCCCGUUCCUAGCAAUGAGGUCCUUAAAGGAUCGACUGAACGGUAUUCGGCGGGUCCUGGCCUUUAUAUCCCGAAACCAAAACUAGUGAGUGGAUUGCUGCAAAGGAGCUCCCACGCUCCCCCACUGCCCUGGGGGAGUCGUCUUGUAAAUAUAUCUAAUUGCAAUAACAUCUGAGAAGGAAGUAUCAAACAGAGGCAUUAUCCUGCUAUGAAUCACAGAGAGAAAUUAAGUAGAAAGAGCGAACGGAUGUGACCUGUUUGAAACUUUCUUUCUUAAGAUGCUUCUUGACAUGCUGCACAACUACAUGCACAGCAGAGGUUGUUUAAGAGCCCAGAAGAAAAAAAAAAUUUUUGAUUUUGACAUAAAAAUUUUCUCAAAGUUUAAAGUGGUUUUGCUUUAAUUUUCUGUCUUUCAUAGAUGAAUGACUGUGUGGUUGAAAUGUGAAGCCAAGUCACUAAUCAUGUUGUGCAUUUUUUCCCUGACUUGUGGUCUCAUUCCAAACAGUUCAGGUUUUACAUGGCAUUGUGUAAAAUAAUGUUCAUACUUCUUUCUGUUUUAAUAAUUUAUUUUUGCACUACUGUAUCCUUUUUCUCCUCAUGUAUGUAUGUAACUAUUAAGUGUGCAUUACUGAAAAUUAUUUAUUGAUGUGGUUUUCCAUGUACCUAGGGGGAAGUAACAAUACUAGAAAUGUGCAAUAUUGCUUUAACCGAUUUUGCUAUAUUUGAUCCCAGUUCUUGAACCAUUUUUGUAUCUAUCAGGAUCAUGCUAAGAUCAUUUAUCUUCACAGAUUCCCUUUUGCUUUCAGCUUGAAUCAAACAAUAUAAAAUACUUAAGGGAUUUGUUUUCGCUUAUGGAAUAAGCCAGGGUAAAGUAAACUAAUCCACUUUCUACAUGUUAUACAGAGCCAGGCUGAAGGAAUUAUUUUUCUGGAAUCAAUAGAUGAAUUAGAGGAGUGUCUUUUAUUACAAUCUAUUAUAGGCAUUUAUUUCUGCAAUCUAAUUAUAAGUAUAUCUUAAUUUCUGCCCAGUGCAGUUAAGAAUGGAAUUUUUAGGCAGGAGAAUAUUUAACCCUUCAGAGGGAAUGGUUUUUGGUCUGGCGUGUCACAGUCAUGCCCAGCUAGCCUCCACACCCCACCUUUUCCCAGGGUUCUGAGGAUCUGGACCUGGCUACCAUGUGUGGAAACACUUGAUGAAGGACUGUCCAUUAUGAAAAGUGUAAAGAAGCCAGGAACAAAAGUAGAACCCUUAAAAAAAUCCUCAAACUAUCUUUUUGGUUUUUGAAUCUUUUUAAAGGAAGCAGACAAUCCAUGAUUUUAUCUAAAGACUAUCUUUCCUCCUAGCUGCAAUGGGCCAGAGAGUUCAGUACAGGGGAAGAAUAGUGGUCAGGAGGUAAGAGUGAGCCCUUGUCUAGCUGGUUUACUGCUAGUUUGAUGUCAUUAGUGCCAGGAGAACCUGAAAAAUACCGUGAGUCCAAGAGUGUUAUAAUGACAGAGUGAAAAGAUUAGGGCAGGGAAGAAGUGAAUCGUGUUGUUCCUCCCUUCAAGCAAAUUAUCCCCCCGCCACCAUGUGAUUCCGGACAGCUGCAGUGUGUGACUCACAUGCGGCCCAUCCACUCUGUUCCAGCCAGAGGUUAAUGCUUCAAGCAAUCAGUCUGACUUCUUCCAUUACCACCUGUGGCCAGAAACAGAGAAGGGAGAAUGAGAUGAUCCAGGUGACAAAAAAGAGAUUCCCGUAAGCAGAAACCAAAUGAUCUUUUCUGCCCUUUCUUAAUGAACACUGUGUUUUCAGAACACUCUGUUACCAGAUUUGAUGCUUGGAGCCCCACUGGGCUGGUAAAGAGUGAAAGUAUAGGCGUGGUUACUGCCACCUGGUGCCCAACCACGUGGUCACAGCACAGUCCUAGUACAACUAGUUGCCUGCUAUCGAAUGUAAAUGAAGCAAAGAAAAGGGUCAUAAAUGUCUCCAGUUGCUAGAUAUGUUACUUUUGUGAUUUCAGUUUCUCCCAGCCCGAGUUUCUCAUCUAGGAAAUGGUGGUGAUAAAUACUGCAUAUAGGGUUAUAACAUUAAAUGAGAUAAUAUAUGUAUAUCACUUAACAUAGUGCCUAGCACAUAGAAGUCAUUUAACAAAUGCUAGCUAUGAUUAGACCAGUCAUAGCUGCAGAAUAUCAUUGGGACUAUAUUUGCAUAAAACCCUGCCUUUACACACAAUACCCAUUUCCAACCUCUUUUAACUUUACUGGGGGAAUCCACACCUUUGAUUUCCAGACCAUAACUUGAUGAUUUACAUGUAGUUCCUUUGGGGGUCAAGUCUGUUUGGGAAAGUGAAAAGACUGGAAAAUACAUGAGAGUCAGAGAUGAGGGAGAAUUCUGUGCCAGGAAAUGUUUCCUCUUUCAAGAGGGCUAAAAAGUAGCGUUGUUCGGAGAUGUAGAAUUUCUGAUAACAUAGAAGCCUUAAGUUCUAGCUCUGUUACCAUGACCAACUCAUCACUCCCUGCUCUCUAAAAUGUAUAAAAUUCCACAUUACAGAAUAUUGCAUGUUGCUAAGUGAGGACCCAACUCCAGCAAAUGUAGAGCUCAGCAGGGCAGAAUUGCACUUUCCUCUCAGUUAGCCUGGAGAUGCAUUGGGGUUAUUUUGCAGCCAGCUUUGGUUUCAGUAGUGGUGGGAGGCAAGUUGCCAGGCUAAGCCUUGGCUUUCUUUGGUAUGUAUUUGAAUGGGGUAAUCAAUUGGACAUGACCAUUUCACCGCUUGUAAAUUGAUUUUACUGCAAAGCUAGGGAAUGAAGCAUAUACAGAGAAAAAAACGUAAGGUUAAAUCUAGACCAGAAGGGCACGACUUCCCCCUUGGUAGAUAGUGCCAUUUAUUUGGUUAGUUUAUUCCUGCCUAUUGUGACUGGCCUAGUCUUUUCCUAGUAGAUUAUUUUGUGUGUGUGUGUGUGUGUGUGUGUGUGUGUGUGUGUGUGUGUGUGUGUGUGUGUAUGUGUAUAUAGAUGUAUAUAGAUGUGUAUAUAUAUGUGUGUGUGUAUAUGUACAUGUGUGUAUAUAUAUUAGGUACCAAGCAGACAUUAUGCCUUUCUGCUUUGUACUGUACUAUUGCUGCUAGCUAAUAACCAGCAAAAUGUAGAAAAUGAAAAAUGAUAAAACUAAUUUUCUGUAGACAACUUGGAGAAAAGAGUGCUUGCCCCUUACUUGAGUGGGGGUGGCAGAGAACUGACUCUGUUGACAAUUUGCCUUUUCUGAAGGCCGACUGCUUCUAGUCCUAUGCUGCCUCAGCAUGCUGGGGCUAGUCGAGUCACUCAUUGCCUGUGUGGCACUUCCAGUUCUGCCUGUGGAGCCGGACUGGGCUCAGAUCAUCCCCUGUGACUGGCCAUUGGAGCAAUGGAGCUCUAAGGCUGGUUCACAGCACCCAGAGGUCUCUUAUUGUCAAUAGAUCACAUACUGUUGAUGAACAGGAACCCAAUGGGGACUGUGUUCCCCACCACCAACUCCAUUUCCAAGAUGGGAAUGUUAUUUGGGGACUUAAUUCUUGAGUUCCCAACUUGUUGACUUUGCAUCCAUUUCUGUUUCCCAAGGCAGAAUCAUAGCAGAGGUGUGUGAUCGAGAUGCAAAUGGAAGGCAGCCCAAAUAAGGGAAAAGGACAGAUUUUUCAGCCCAUUCUUGGGCUUGAGGAGUGAGACUUUGAUUUGAUCAAAGAUAGUUCUAAGAAGCAGCUGGCAGCAUGGGCUGCAAUUUGUGGCCCUUCCUGAGUGCAGUGAGAAAUAAGGAAAGGAGCCAAGUAAAGUAUGUAUUUGGUUCCUCUUAUAAUGAUCACUCCCACUGUUCGACUAUUUAAUAAUCUGGAUUAUGCACAUCCAGAGGUGAAAUGAAGACAUUUUCCCUUACAAAUGGGUAUUUUCAAAUGCGCUAAGUUAACCUUGAGAGAGAAGUGCCUGUAAUCUCUGUUCCUGGUGUCAUUUUAAAGCUUUUGCUUCAUGACUCUGUAGCCAUUUAAAACUUUGUCGCAGCAAAUGUGAUUAACAGAAGUUUACAAAGCAACACUGUAGCUUACGCAUCAUUUUUAAAGUUGCCUGACAUUUAUCUAUCGUCAAAGCAACAAUAAUAAACAACAAAAUCAAAGGAAAGCAAAUAGGUCAAUGUGGCAUCAUAGGCUUACCUUAGAUAAACUAGUUCCAUCAUUUUCUGCAGUUCUCAGUAAUGCCAGGAUUAAAAUAUCAAGCAAGCCAUUUAAACAGUGGCAAAUGUGUCUUUGUGUUUGUAAUUCCAGUUGUUUCUUAUGCAGCCACUUUACUCUUGCACUGUAAUGAACUGAAAGGGGAAUUAAUGCUUUUGUUUUCCUUCCCGUAUUGCUAUUCAACUACCUCUAUAUGCUUGAUGUCUCUUUAGGGUCUUCUUUCCUCCAAAUCUGUGCAAAAGAAGUUUCAGCUCAUCUAUGUUGUAAUAACAAUGUGAUAUAGACAGUCUCUGUGAAAGCUUGUUGUUCAUUAAAAAGUGUUUCCUAUUGUCUCACUUUGUAUCUAGCACAACUGUACCUGUACUUUAGGGCAAGAAUUGCUCGAGUUACUUCAGUAUCUUUUUGUUGAAGCUGAAUAGAAGGGAAAGUGAUCAGAACAUAUAUUUUGUUCUUGUUCCUAUUGAUUGUAAUGCGUCUGACUGGAAGAUCUUGUAAGAAAAUAGACCUGCGCUCAGAAAGCAAGCUCUUAUGUAUGUGACAGUGAGGCAGGUGUGACCUGAUUAAAUUAAUUGUUUAAAAAUGCACCAGAAAA